UUAGCGGUCGAGGUGUCAGUAAAGUGUUAUCCUGUGAGCGAAACCCGGGCAGCAACGAUGGUGAAGACCGUGGGAAACUUGGAAGAAUUUAAAUCUGAAUUGAAAUCUGCUGGUGCUAAGCUUGUAGUUGUUGACUUCUCGGCCACAUGGUGUGGACCAUGCAAAAUGAUCAAACCUUUUUUUCAUAGUCUUUGUGAGAAGUUCCCAGAUGUAGUGUUUCUUGAAGUUGAUGUGGAUGAUGCUCAGGAUGUGGCUUCAGAGUGUGCAGUCCAGUGCAUGCCAACAUUCCACUUCUACAAGGAAGGCAAAAAGGUGCAGGAAUUCUCUGGAGCAAACAGAGAGAAGCUGGAAGAGACUAUUGUCAAGCUACGCUGAUCGAACCGUGUGAACAGUUAAUGUUGACUAUAUAUAGCUUGUAACUUUUUCUACUUAUGGAGUCUAAUCAAGUUAGCUAAAUAUGUAUCCAAAAAUUUUGUCCCUUCAGACUGUAAAUGAGUACAAUAAAAUGUAAAUUCUUCACUU
This is a messenger RNA of Chelonoidis abingdonii (Abingdon island giant tortoise), 522 nucleotides long. RefSeq names its product thioredoxin-like. The record is from RefSeq and is a predicted model, not a curated record. Gene Ontology annotation, molecular function: protein-disulfide reductase activity. Lineage: Eukaryota; Metazoa; Chordata; Testudines; Testudinidae.